GUUACUCAAGCACUGAUCAAAUUAAAGACACAGGCACAGCCCAAGUAUUUCAUAAUAGUCAUGGCUAGCUCCAUCGUCCUUAGGAUUACUUGCAUGGUUCUCAUCUCCAUGAUGGUUUCUGCACCGCUCGCCCACGCUGCCAUAUCAUGUGGCUCGGUUACUGGCAACUUGGUGGCUUGCAUAACCUACGUCAGGAAUCCGGGUAGUGGGCCCGUCCCUCCAGCCUGCUGCAAAGGGAUUUCUGCCAUCAACAGUGCCGCCAAGACCACCCCCGACCGCCAGGCCGUCUGCGAGUGCUUGAAGAAAGCCGCUGGCGCCGUCUCCAGUGUCAACCCUGCUAUUAUUGCUGGCCUCCCCGGCAAGUGUGGAGUUAACGUUCCUUACAAGAUCAGCACCUCCACCAACUGCAAAACCGUCAAAUGAGGUCAACGGAGAAGCAAUAAUCAGCCACGGGAUGUACUAGUAGUAAUUUGAUAGCAUGAGAAUAAAAUGGGUGUUAGGCCCAUACCUACGUGGCUCCUUACGUGGGAGUCGUUUAUGUUUCGUUUGCUGUCGUAUUUCAUCAUGUACUGUACUGGACACGUUUAUGCAGUAGAUAUGCUAAAUAAAUAUUAAUACUACUUCUCUCUC
Molecule: messenger RNA, 630 nt
Organism: Corylus avellana
Lineage: Eukaryota; Viridiplantae; Streptophyta; Magnoliopsida; Fagales; Betulaceae
Gene: LTP6
Product: lipid transfer protein 6
Biological process (GO): lipid transport
Molecular function (GO): lipid binding
Source: RefSeq, a predicted model, not a curated record